Molecule: messenger RNA, 6051 nt
Organism: Oikopleura dioica
Lineage: Eukaryota; Metazoa; Chordata; Appendicularia; Copelata; Oikopleuridae
Source: the annotation of a GenBank genome assembly
AUGCGGAACCUGCUAUUCUCCUUAACGCUUUUACUUUCAUCUGCCGCUGAACGGUGCCCGGAGCAGCACUAUGCUGUCACAGAUGACGGGAGCACGCUGUUUUCUUCCUGUGGAAAGAACAUUCUCCGAUGGAAUUUCGAUGGAGAGCAAACAAAGCUGGAAGCGCAGCACCAAAGUAUCUCGCCGAGUUGCUCUGACGAGUGGAUAGCGAAAAGUACAUGCCUUGACUCGGCUGACCCUCUCAGAAGUUUUUACGACAACAACUGUCCCUCUUCGAGCAUCGUCAAGUCGCUCCAAAUCUACGACUAUCCAAAGUCGUCAUCGCUCAUCGUUUGCGAUGACUUUUUUGGCGGCACCUUCCACAUGUUCAAACUCAACAACUUUCCCGAUCAGCGAGGGCGACCAUGCAAAGACGGGGCGAGAUCCUUUUUCCUUGCAAAAGAUCAAAGGCUCAUGGAGCGCGAAGCUGAUGAUCCACUCGUUGAAAUCGGCGAGGUAUUCUCGAAAAUUGUCUCCGACGACGACGGUCGAGCACUGCUGGUAGUUGCCUUCAACGUAAAAGACGACAUCAAGAGAAAAUACGCGCCUCUGUCAAUCAGACGGUUCAGCGAAGGAGACAACAAAUUCCAAAGAGCAGAUGAGAUCUUUUCAAGUACGGAAACAACCGCCUUCGCAACGAUUGACAAUAAGAUCGACUUCAACAUCGGCGUUGAUUGGGACAAGCGACCGCAGUUUCAUUCGAUUAUCCAUUUCCCCAAACAGAAGAGAGUUAUCGUCGGCUACAACACUUACGAAUCCACUUCGAAAAGUCGAUUUGCACACAUUUGCCUCCUCGAUGAUGAAAAUCGCAACCUAAACAAGAAGUUUCUCGAGUUCGCCGUCAACUGCGGGGGGAAAACAAAAGUAACUGAUGUUCUCAGCUUUGAGUACUCUUGGGGAAAUAAUCGUCGAUCGCCAGAGAAGUCGAUUCUCUUCCGAAUGUCUGACGGAUCAAUCUGUUUUCAAAAACAGUCCGUGCUCGAGAACCAAAUUCAAAAUCGCCUUCAAGACAGGUUUCAAAACUGCGACAAAUCGCAAUGGAGAAAUGUCAAAUACUCAGACUGGAUCAAGAACAACCCAGAAGACUGCCAUCCUCGUUUUAAGAACAUCAAGCAGAUUUGCGAUGACGAUUUUAAAUAUACGCUGGAAAGCAUGGGAAUAACCGCAAUUGACUCUAUCUCCCUGGUUCCUGUCCAAAGCUAUUCAAACGAAGGCAACAAUCACUUGAGAAUUGAGAACUCAUUUCAAAGCUGGAGCUUUUCUAGCGUCAAAUCUAACGAGAAAGCUUACAACUUUAUCGAAGUCAUCGAAGGCGAAAAUGUUCGACGAUUUGUUGCCUCCCUCAGUCCCAGUAACUCGAACCUGUACCUCGCUGAAAUCGAUUCUUUUGCUGAGAAAACGAUAAAGAACUCGAUCACAAAAAACGCUACUAAGUGGACAUUUGACGGUGAAACUGUCCGAGCUGAGAAGGUCAACUCGUGUGAUCGGUACUCAUCAUGUGAAAGCUGCCUCGCAGAAAAGUCAGAUCCAACUUGUGGCUGGUGUAUCACUACUGGAAAAUGUUCAGACUUUUCAACGUGCGAACAAAACGAUCCAGCUUAUCAAUCGUUUCCUCGGCGAGUUAAAGAACCGCGCUUUUUGUCGAAAGAAGCAGAAGAUUAUUUCAGGCAACCAUGGUCACAUAAAUGUCCCUCUCUUUCUGUUAGAGAGGAAACAAUUAGUUACCAAAACUUGUGCGACAAAGGAAAAUCGUGCAAGGGAAAGUCCUUCUCCUCAAUUCAUGCCACUGUUGAUGGUCUUCCUGAACGAAGAUCUCUUCUUAUGAAAGAGCUUCAGUGUCGAUUUACAAAGAGCAAUAGUCCACCCGUGUCAGUUCCGCUAAAAAAUGAGCCGAUUGAGACUUACUCACAAGUCGGAGUUUACGAAGUUGACUGCGAGAAGCCGCCAAGUGAUUUUAUAGCUUCGAUGGAAAAUAGUCCCUCGAGCUCUGUAAAACUUUCGCUUGGAUUUGCACCGGUUCAGGGGCGAGACUUUGUGAGCAUCGCUACAGCAGACAUUGAAGUAUUCAAUUGUAACAAACUCAAAUCAUGCAAUACGUGCCUCAAUCCCAAAUACAACGGUUUCUGUCUCUGGUGCUACACCGACAACCACUGCGCCAAUACAAAAGAAGAAUGCCCUCAUAUCAAGAAUAUCCUUAAAUCGAAGUCGUCCUGCCCAAAUGUUCAAUUUCUCGACGAAUAUGUUUACAAACGACCUGGUAUGCAAACAAUUUCUUUGGCUGCAUCAAACUUCCGAAUAAAUGACGACUUCGACCUCGCUGAAGCAGAUGAUAUCCUUGUUGAACUAGAAUAUCUUGAUGUAAACAAGAAUGUCUCCGGCAAAUACGCACACCCUGGCGAGCUCAGCUUUCAGAAUCAGUUCGAUGACAUUCCCGCUUCCGCCGAUUUGGAGUAUCCCGUCAAUAUCACCAUCAGGGUCAAUAUGAAUGGGAACGAAGUGAUUGUCGAUAGAUCCGCUGGAGACAACGUUCAAGUUCAAUUUGACAUGUUUGAAUGUCCUCGUAUUAAACACUCGUGCUUUGGAUGUCUCAAUGCUAAGCCAGAGUAUGGCUGUGCAUAUUCGAUCAAAGAUGAAAAAUGCGAAAUCAGUAAGAAUGGCUUACUAAGUGAAAAUCAAGUUCUUCCUUUGCAAACAUGUCCAAAUCCUGAUAUCAGUAAAGUGACUCCCAAUCAUCUGCCACUGAAUUCUGGACCUAUUAUCGUGGAAAUAGAAGGUCGCAACUUCAAUCCGUCACCUGUUGGAAAUAGCGAAGUUUUCAUCGGUAAUUAUCCCUGCAGAGUUGUUUCGUGCACCAAAUAUGGCUUCGAGAAUCCAGAGCGAAGGAACAAGACUUGCUGUGAAUUCCAUUCGAAAUCCAAUAUACGAGCUGAUGGAAAGACAAAUGAUGAAGUUACUCUAUCAACUUCUGCUGAUUAUCAAGUCUCUGCGAAAUUCAGUUCUCUUGGUGUAAAGCUCGGUAACCCAAAAGCUCUAUCUUAUCCAGAAUUCGUCUACAGUGGUGGAUUUCAAGAGUUCACAAUUCGAGGCGAUUUCCUUGAUGCUGGGAGGCACGCUGAAAUCCAAAUCCUCGGCUCUCCAUGUACGAUCAUUGAGCCUCGUCUUGAAAACGAAAUCAAAUGCAUUACUGCGUCUUAUCAAUCAAUCAGAGAAGAUUCAAGCUAUCUACAGAUCAGUUCAAGUUCCCCAAUUUCACUGUCAGUGAAACAAAUUCGAGAUCCAAGACUUGAAAAGUUUGUGCCAGACAAAUGUAUCAAAAACGAAAAAGGAUCAAGUGAGGUUGAAGUUCAAUUUUUCGAAGACGGUCAUGCUAAAGCUUUUACUUUUGCUUUGCUGAAAUCACAAGACGGAAGUGAAGGAGAGUGUCGUAACAGUGAUGGAAAGCUUUACUGUCGAUGUCCAUAUUCAUCCGGUGCCUUAAUGGGUGAGGAACUCAACUUGGUGAUAACUAAAGAAUCAAAAGAAGAAUUGAAAACUCUGAAAGCACCUGAAUCCUUGCAAACGGCAGCAGAAGUGAAUGUUAUUAACAAGGAACCAAUUAUAAAGGUGACCCGCGAAAGUAAUGAGACUGUUAGCUCUGGCUCGUAUAUGAUCAAAGGUGGACCUUUCUGCUUGGGUUGGGAGAGAGAAUGUGAAGACAUUCCCUGGCGACUCAUUUUUCGAUCGAAAGAAAACGAACUAGAACUUAACAGAAGCAGCAUCAUCGUCAUCCGCAACGAAGUAAUUUCGUGGACUCCACCUUCCUUUGCGGCAUAUCAGGCAGUGUUUGGCUCGGACCAGGACGCUCCAAGCUUAAUAUUGAAAAAUGGUGGAUUUGAAAUUGAGGCUGUCGAAAAAAUUGAGUAUGAAUCGUCGAAUAUGAUCAUCAUUGCUGGAGGUGGUCUUGGUGUAGCGCUUGUCCUCGCGAUUGUCGUCUUUGCUGCUAGAAAAUCUCGCCGAAGAAAAGAACGAAAGACUGCACAAGAGAAAGAUCGGCUAUUGAAGGGAGUCGAUCGCACACAGAAGGACGAAGCAGAGAAAUAUAAACAACAUCUUCUCGGAGGAAUUCAGGAAAAUCGUCCAGAAUCGCGAAUGCCGCCGACAAUGCCGUUCCGCGAGUACAGGAGUUUCAUUCUUCAUUUUAUGUUUCCUCCUGAAGACGAGGAAAAUCGACUCUAUCAUCGAGAACUUUGUCCAUUUGGAACUCAGAAUUCUCGAGCAGGCACCAUCGACCGCUCGAUGGGACUCCAAGAGUUCAAAAAGCUCCUGGGGCAGCGAGAGUUCCUCCUUGUUUUCAUCAAGACUCUGGAAAGCAAUUCAAGAUUCACAUCACGUGAUCGUUCCAAAUUCGCUGCAUUCUUGAUGAUCUCACUUCAGGGAAAGCUCGAAUACGCAACGCUGAUUCUACAGUAUUUAAUUAUUGAUAUGAUUGAGAAGAUGCAACCGAACAACUUGGGAACAUUGUUUAGACAUUCCAACACGAUCGGUGAAAAAAUGUUGAGUUACUGGUUCGCAAUGCUCAUGUACAGAACUGUCUACAGAAGAACUGGUGAACACAUUUUCAAUCUCUUCAAAAAGCUCAAAGAUCUCGUGCACUCUGAGCCAGUAGAUCAGAUCACAGGCCAUUCGAGAAUGACCCUCUCUGAGCAGUAUCUCCUCAGGGUCAUCAAUAUCAAUACCAAUCAAUUGUCAAUAACGGUACUUCACCACGAGGGCGGCGAGCCCCAGUUCAUUCAGAUAUCUGGGCUUUAUUGUGAUACUGUCGAUCAAAUCAAGGAGCGCAUUCUGGACACGAUCUUCUGGGACAUGGAAUACUCAAAGCGUGACUCAGUGGCCGACUACGACUUGGAAUACGUUGACAACUCGUUGAAAAAUCCAGUUCGUCGGCUAAUGAAGAAUAUUGACUCAACCAGUGAAACGAAGGACGGACUUCGUAAACUCAACACAAUCGAUCAUUAUCAUAAGCUUUUCCUUCCAAAUACGAAGAAACUCGAUUUCACCGACAAGCGCUACCUUGAGCUCAAGCCAUCAACCAGCACCACAAUGCUAGGCCAGUCGCAUCAAUCUGGCUCCUCCUUAUCGCGUUCUAGAAUCAAUAUUUCCGACCAUCCUUCAUCUAGCAAUAUGACUGGAACGAUGGGCCGCUCAGGAACACCUCUUCAUGGAGAAACAGUUCGAGACGGGCGGCAGAUAAUCGACUAUCAUCAUGUUUACGAUGGCAUGAGCACGCGGAAACUGGCUGCUCCAGAUCACUUCACGCUCACGAUGAUCAGAGCAAAAGAAAGUCUGGAAACGCCGAUCCAAGUGUUGAUAGAAUCGAUUGUUUCUGUGGUGGACCGGCAGUACCAAAUGCCAAUGUGCAUCAAGUACAUGUUUGAUUUUCUGGACGACGAGUUCCAGAAGGUCCCUCAGCGGCAUCCGGAUACGAUUCAUAAGUGGAAGACGAACUCCUUGUUUUUGCGUUAUUGGGUCAAUCUUAUAAAAAACCCUGAGUUCUUAUUCGACAUCAACAAAUCAGUCGCUGUCAGCAACAGUUUGACUGUAGUCGCUCAAACUUUGAUCGACGGCUGCUCAACGACCGAAAGCGACCCACUGCUAGCUCAAGCGCAGUCUACGUCAAAGGUGCUCUUCAGCAAGAAUGUCCACAACAACUUCCGUGAAUGGGUACAAAGCUACUUUCAAGAGGUCGAAAUGCGGCCAGAGAUCCCGCGAGAUGAUUUCAUUCAUUUCUUGAGGGAGGAGAACGAACUCCACAUCCAAGACUUCAACAAGAACUUUGCCAUUCGGGAAUUAUUUAAUUACGCCAAAGAGUAUUAUAACGACCUUCUAACCGGGCUUAAUAAUGACCGCGAGUGCCACCAGCGAAAAUUCGGAGCGACCCUAUCCCGCUGCAUUUCGAUGAGUGCAAGCGCGCCUGUCUUUGCCUACGCAAACAACCACCCGGUGCCUGCCCCGCGGCGCGUUUUCCCUAAAUAA